AUGGCAGUGAGGGAGAACACGACGAAGGCGGCAGACGGAAGCAGGGACUACAAGAUGGUGGCCACGACAGUGGUGACGACGCAGUCAAGAGGGAGAGCACCGUCGUAUGAGCGGGGAGGGAGGGAGAGAGCGGGGCUAGACAUAGAUAGAACAAAGAAUACCAAGGUCUUAUUAUCAAGUUCAGAGGCUAUGCCGAUUCUCAAGAAUCUAAUUGUUUCGCUGAUCGUUUUAGUUCUCCUAUCUUAUGGCCUUGUUGAAGCUAAUCAUGAGCAGAAGAUGAAAGCUAACGAUGGCGGGCAAAGUCCCGGGAUCGCGAAAAAGGAUUGUGGGGUGGCGUGUGCCACAAGGUGCCGGUUGGCAUCGAGACAGAAUUUGUGCAAGAGGGCUUGUGGGACCUGCUGCGCUCGUUGCAACUGUGUGCCACCAGGAACCUCUGGCAAUCAACACCUCUGCCCGUGCUACUAUGCUAUGACUACGCAUGGCGGAAGGCGCAAAUGUCCUUAA
Messenger RNA from Striga hermonthica, 504 nucleotides. Lineage: Eukaryota; Viridiplantae; Streptophyta; Magnoliopsida; Lamiales; Orobanchaceae. The record is from the annotation of a GenBank genome assembly.